CUCUAUGAAAUUUCAAACGCUUUUGAUUUUCUUGUGAAACAAAGUUGWCAAAAUACAGUAAUGAUUUUCAAUUUUGUUGAAAUGAAUCGCUAUUUGAGAAUCCUGUCGAUCCUCCUGCUUUCGUUGAUAAGAAAUUCGUGUGCUGGAUGUUGCUCCAUGAACUACAAACAAUGUGAUGCAGGUUGGUGCGGGAAUUCUCGGAGCGAGUGCGAAAAUUGCGGCGGCGACGCCUUCAUUUUCUUGCCGGACGGAGCACGUUUUAAUUGCCAAGCCCGGUGUAAGUUUAAAUCGAAUCCAUCGUGUCUUGAUAUUCGUAUGGUUGUUUCUUCAAUAAUAUAAACUUAUAAGAAGUUAUUUUCUAAUAGGGUCGGGGUGCACUGGAAACAUAAACAGCUGCUGUGAUGGCCUCGUGUGUACAGAACAGAGCGAAUAUUUUUGGCAAUGUUUGCCCGGUACAAACAAUAGUCCAAUUGCUCCCAUGGUACCUUCCACUGCCCCCAUUGCACCGGUGGUGCGGCCUACAGUCUCACCAACUGUUAUGCCUGCAGUUCCACCCGUCGCCGCGCCUUUUGUUGCUCAGCCGGUCGAUCGGCCAAGGUGUGGGUGUUCGUCGUGCACACAAGAAGUUCUCGCUACUUUGGCAGGCGGACACUCUUGUGGUUCCCGCAUCGAUUGGGUGAUUGCGAACAUGGGCAAAUCCGAAAGUAGCGCCUGCAAAUUAGUGGCAGGCGAAGAAUUUCCUUCGGAAUGUGGCAAUUGCAAUCCGAACAUAUGCAGCAAUCCGUACCCUACUGGUGCACCAAUUGAAGACAUUGAUCCUGUUGGAUCUCCGCAAAUCCGACCGUCACCAUCGCCUUCAGGAGUGCUUUUGAGCACGGAUAAGGCCUUGAAUGCAUGGGAUGUGYACCUUGGACUGGAAUUUAUGACCCAUGUCAAUUCCCAGAGCCCUCCAAAUUAUGCCUUGGUUGCAUCGUAAGUGUAUAAAUUAUAUUCGAUCUUUAUCAAUAUUCUCAAGCCUGUGUUUAUUUGAAUCGCUUUCUUUUUUCUCUAAGUCAAUUUUUUGUUUCUGUUCCUGUAUCUCUAAUCCUGCCUUUCGCAGCGGUGGGGCUGCUGGAUCUGGAAAUCUGGUUGUUAGCGAGAGUCAAGCAUAUGCACUUCUGAUUACCGGAGUAGUCCUCGUAAGCUGGGAAUCUCAUGCAGGAAGAGUCAACGGUGCCAACCGCUCGGAUGUUAUUAUAGCAUUUGAAGGCUACUACAAUUUUUGGAAGGAAAUGUGCAGAAAUUCGUCCAGCGGCUCUGCCAAUUGCCAGUCUGGUGGGCAUUUCUGUAAGGACGAGUCGACAGGAUCUUCAAGUGUCUGCCUUCCCGAUUGGAGACACCUGAAGAGCGGUGGCAGUGAAUCUACUGGGCCAGCGCCCGAUGCCGACGAGGAUGCUAUCGUGGGCAUUAUUCUGGCUGUCAAGGCCCUGGAAGGAGACGACACCAAACCGGGGUGGUACGAGGAGGCUCGCCGAUGGGCGGACGCCUCUGCCACAGCCUUUUUCCGCUACAACGUUGACUCCUCCCGUGGAGACCACCGCUUGGUCAAGCUGGGUGCGUGCUGGGGGGGCUGGGAAGGGAGCGGCAACAAUCCGAGCUACCAUUCGCCCGGCUCCUAUCGUGUCAUGAAAGAUUAUCAGGCGACCUUUCCCGAUUCCGACCGCGUUGGUUACGAAGGGAUCCCGCCUGGCGAAUGGGACAAGCUGAUUGCUACCUCCUAUGAAGUUUUGCACACGGUCCAGUGCUCGGGCRAUGGGGCGCUGGUUCCAAACUGGGCAACGAUUGGCACGGACGGCAACGGAAACAUUGUCAAUACCGGUGAAAGAUUUUCUGGAAGCGGGACUCCACAGGUACGAAUUUGGAACAACAAGUCUCCGCUAAAUAUGCUGAACWACUCGAUGCGUAACAACGCACCGCGAAAGAUUCUGUGUAUCACGCUUCCAAAAAUCGUUCUAACGCGGCGGCUUUCUUUGAUUCGUUCGACUAUUCGUUCCUUUGAUUCGUUUAUUCGCUUGCAUGUUCGUCCUCCCCUCUUUGUUGUCCAGUCUGAAUACGGAGCAGAAGCGGCACGAUCAACCUUCCGAGUGGCUUUGGAUGCUGCCUUUUACCCGCAAAUGAGCAGCGAAUGGUCCCCUUUUCUGAGUCGAUUCAAUUGGAGAUUGGACAGCGACUUUGACACUAGCAGUGCAUGGUCUUCGGAUGCAUUUCCCAGUUGCCGGGCUCCCGGGGCAAGCCAAGACACAACCAUGUUCGGAAGUUGGAGGUAUAACGCUUUCAUUUAUGGACCAACAUUCUCCGCCCUCAUUGCAUCGUCUUCGGACAUUGCCAAUGCGCAAUCCAUGGUGGAUGCGGCGGGGCAAAGGCUCGCGGAAUCUUUGCCGGAGAGCUACUACCCCCGAUCGUGGGCCCUGCUGUCCAACUUGAUGCUCAGUGGUGCCAUGGAAAGUGCUGGGGAAACUCUUCGUGGGUCCAUCGUGGUCUAAGACGAGAAGAAGGAGACGACUGUAAGGUUGCAGCAAUUGACCUCUCGUUGCUCACCGCUUGAAUGGUAGUUCCUCUUCUGUUGCAUUGCUCCUGACCAGCAGCACCACCAGCAACAGCAACAGCAACAGCAACAGCAACAGCAACAGCAACAGCAACAGCAACAGCAACAGCAACAGCCUCAACCUUUUUGCUCAGAAUCUAGUAUACUAGCAAAAAAAUCUGCCAAUAUUGAUAAUUUGCCAUUUUAUUACUUCCAUAGACUUGAACAUAUGCAUGGUAGUAGCGGGUUUCAAAAUAUAUAUGUCAUUUUAUC
Molecule: messenger RNA, 2836 nt
Organism: Pseudo-nitzschia multistriata
Lineage: Eukaryota; Bacillariophyta; Bacillariophyceae; Bacillariales; Bacillariaceae
Source: the annotation of a GenBank genome assembly